This is a messenger RNA of Cladophialophora bantiana CBS 173.52, 468 nucleotides long. RefSeq lists its product as uncharacterized. NCBI's taxonomy places the organism in Eukaryota, Fungi, Ascomycota, Eurotiomycetes, Chaetothyriales, Herpotrichiellaceae. The record is from RefSeq and is a predicted model, not a curated record. The transcript has a single exon. Bases 1 to 468 code for a protein of 155 amino acids.
AUGGAAUACCAGUUCAAAGACCCGUCUAGUUCCACACGCUCCAGGACCGCGGAUCCUUCCUCAAAGAAGCAUCAGAUGCCGUUGAGCCGCAAAUCUUCUCGAAGGAACGGUCCCGCAGGCAUCGUCCUGGUACAGGCUGAUGCAACAAUGAUCAGGAGGUUGAUCUGGAUCGUCUCGCAUCGUUUCAAACGUGAAGUCAGUCCGCUCCCGUGGGAACCAGCUCCAAAGCAUUGGAGGGAGAAUCCGGAUUCCCUGGUUCCGCCCACGUCUCCGGCACGGUCGGGCACUUUGCGUUUUAUGGUUCUCUUCUCCUUCAGCGUCACGAGCUCGGUGUCGGGCGCCGGGGUGCAGACUCCAGUUGAAGAACUCAAUGUAGGGCGGAUCGGGGACGCUAAACGCCCGUCCACUGGUGUCUUUGAGACCGGUAAGUUCGUUCGUGGAUUUCCACGCGUUCAGAGGGAGUCGUAG